UUCUUUGCAUUGAGCCCACACUGUAGUUUGCAUUAGCGAACGCUUUCAUGCAUUAACCGUUGGCACUGUGUAGUUUCUCAUUCAUUUGGAAGGAAGAACCAUCUUCGCACACGAAGCUGAACACUGUCAGAGGCAUCCGCAUCCAAGCCGUACCAGGGAGUGAGAGUCAAGGACCCUGUGAAGGAGCUGUUGCGGAGAAAAAGAGGAAAUGCUGCGAGAACGACACCCCCCGCCGCAGUAGGAACUAGGGCACACGUGUGAUGGUUCCCAGCUCUCUGCCAUCAUACGCACAUGCAGGGUCUUCCAGCUUUGUAGAAGGCAACCAGAGCUGCUUAAAUGAUUCAUUAGUGGAUGUAGGUGGGCUCUGCACAGGAUGGAUUGCCCAGACCACCAGCACAACUGCCCUACAGCCUCUGAGUCACUGGACUCCUCCAGACCAACAGCACGACCCUGUCAUCCCAUGUCCUCACACAGACAUGUAUGUCCAGCCGAUCUGUCCCAGUUACACGGUGGUGGGCCCUUCCCCUGUGCUGACCUUUACACACACACCUCUCUUCACUAACCUUGCGACCAUGAGCACUUCUAGCUCAUCCCUGCCUCAGGUGGAGGUCCCAGACUCGUCCUUGACGUACAUUCCUUGGGCUCAGCCUUUAUCCACCAUCUCCGGCUCCGUCGUGCAAGCCCCCUCAAUGCCAGCGGCCCUGACGGGCCCCCAGCUCUUCCCAGUGCCUCUGACCUUGCCAGUAAUCUCUCCAGAACCUGAGCCUCAGCAGGUGGAGACUCCCCAGGCCCCUGAGGGCACUCUGGCCCUUGAGAAACUGCUGGAAGAAGAUGAGGGCCAAAAAGAACCCUAUAUUUGCAACUCCUCGUUGUUUUCAGAAGAUAUUUAAAAUAUCCGUCUUAACUCUUUUUUGCAGCUUCUUUAAUAGAUACAGAAGCAUUUAGUACAGCAUUGAGUGAAAAAACGACUGUGCAUUUUUAAAAGUAAAGGUUCCAAUAGAACAACCAUUUUUGGUUAAAGUUUUUUUUUUAAAUAAAGAUUUCAGUGAACAAUUCCUAAAAUACCCAUUUUAAAAAUCUAUUGAACCUUUAUCAACUAUAAAAAACAAAGUUUCCAUUGAUGUUCAAGGUUCUUCAUUGAUACCAAUAAAGGAACUUUCUAUUUAAGAUUGUGGAGGGAUACAUUCCUAAAAAUGAAAGGUUCUUCAUUGGCAUUAAUGGUUCUAUUAAGAACUUGGAGCCUUUCCAGUCUAGAGGAGGUUCUUUAUACUAGAAAAAAGUUCUAAAAUGAAAGCAUCUUCGGAGAACUAAAAAGGGUUCUUCUGCAGUGGAUUUUCUGCAGCUCUUUUGGAACCUUUAUUUUUAAGUUCAGUCAAUUCAAGUCAUCUUUAUUUAUAGAGCUUUACACAAUGGAGGUUGUAUUAAAACAGCUUCACAGUAUUAAUCAGGAAACAGAACCAAGAGAAUCAAAGAUUCAAACAUCAUUGUCAGAUACAAUCAAAAAUUAUGUUUUAAAGCUCUAAAAAAACAACAACAGUGUCAUAUUUAUCUCCGGUCAGUUUUGAUUCGGUACAGUUCAUAAAUUGUCAAGUUCAGCAAUCAUGAAACAAGUUAAAUUGAGCAACAAACAAAAAAAAAAGCUGAAUCAAUUUGAGCCAGUUUAGUGUUGAUACAAUUGAGUUCUAGAACUGUGUCAAUGUUGCAAAGUGAAGCAGCUCUUGAGGACAAUCGUAUCAUUAUUCAGCUCAAUUAUUCAAAGACGUUUUGUUAACUGAAUUAUUGAGAGAGUAGAUUAACGUUCAUUUUAGCUCGAUUGUGUAGCUUCAAGAAAAAAACCUGUUUACGGUGGCUAAAAUGCUAACAUUUACAGAGUGCUGUUCUUUACGGUUCAUGUCAGUUAGAAUUAGAAAGCCAGAAGUUUUCUGAAAGUUGGAGAAAUCCCCUAGAGAUGUUAUCAUGUUAUCAUUUUAUCAUUUUAACCUGCAGGCUUAGUUGUCUCUCAAGUUAACACCUUUCCUAAUGAGAUGUUUAAAUAAUGCUCUGCUCUGCGCACACUCUACCAUCAAAUCUGCUUCUUUAGAGCAUCUGUACAUCACAUCUCCUAUUCAAACGGGUACAACAAUAAAGAGAACGUGCAUUUGCAAAUGUUCUAGUUUGUACGAUUUGUUUUGUCAUGGUGUGAAUGAUUGUGAAAUGUGACUUGAUGCUUUAUAAUAGCUUUCAUAUGGUUCCACGGACUGGCUGCCAAAAAAAAAUGUUGUGUUGCCAACAAUAACUAUGUUUCAGCGCAAAAACCCUGCAACAGGCAAAGACAAUAAAUCAGGAUCACAGCAAACCUUUGAAGAAAACAAAGCUAAUCGUAUAUUAUUCAUAAACAGUUGGGACAUUACAUCUGUCCAAAGACUGAUUAAGAUUACAUAGAUCAUUUUUAUGGGAGUCUGGCUGUUAAAAUGAUGACAUUGAAAGUCACUCGAAUGAAGGUUUGUUCAUUUCGAUGAAUGAGAUCCCGUCUGUAAUGCAUGGGUGACUAAACUGACAAAACACAAAUGUUAUCACAUAAAGAUAGACAAUGAACAGAAGAAAACAAAGAAUUUAAAUA
Messenger RNA from Puntigrus tetrazona (Sumatra barb), 2599 nucleotides. Its product is annotated as POU domain class 2-associating factor 1-like. Gene Ontology annotation, cellular component: RNA polymerase II transcription regulator complex. Bases 261 to 890 code for a protein of 209 amino acids. Gene Ontology annotation, biological process: positive regulation of transcription by RNA polymerase II. The record is from RefSeq and is a predicted model, not a curated record. Gene Ontology annotation, molecular function: POU domain binding; transcription coactivator activity; DNA binding. The transcript has 5 exons. Lineage: Eukaryota; Metazoa; Chordata; Actinopteri; Cypriniformes; Cyprinidae.